UGGAAAACGACACUUGACCAUUAAUUAAUCUAGACAGUGAUUAGUACACACAUACACUGUAUAAAAUGAAAAGACUGGCUUUUUGCACUCUUACAUUCAUUAUAAUUUGGCUAUCAAUAAUUAAGGACAAGUCGAAUGCGUAUGAGAUUAAUGAAUACGCCAUAAAACGCAUCGAUGCUGCGACGAAAGUCGCUGAUCAGAAAUAUGACGUUGACCAUACUAUGAAUCCACCUGAAGUCCGGUAUGACAUAUUCCCGAGCUUGGACGAAACGUGGAAAAAUGAUGCUAAGUCAUAUUGCGUUCUUCCGUAUAUUCUUUUUGAUCCAUUGUGUCAGUUCAAUGCAUUUCUUGAUGGCAAUGUCGUAACUUGUCCUAAAUGUAAAGGAGACGACAAAAUGAGUAAAACCAAUAUGCCUGGUCAUCUAGUCAACACGAAAAUCUGGAAAAAUGGGCGGUUACAAAGACUAAAUCCUCGUGUCAUAUUUGAUCUCACUUCUCCCGUUAUACUGGUAUACAAACAGUACUCUUGUAAUCGAGGGCAUUAUGAAAUAAAUGGUGUAGAUGUUGACGUUUUAAAACAAAUUGAUAACUGCAACGUGUCAUUCACUCUAAGUCAUAAGUCGGGUUUCACAAACAGACUUGUCGACUAUUUAGAAGAGUUACUAGACACAGGUCUUAGCUCCACCCAGAUCUGUGAAAUUAUAAGGCGCUGUUACAAAAAAGCAUAUUACGAACGGGCGCAACGUUAUUACCAUGAUUUUAACGUUGCCAAACAUAUUGGUAUCACAGACGAUCAGGUGCAGAAUUUUCCGACAUUUGAACAAAUGGAUUUACCAUGUGUGGGGCAUACGCUGGUUGCGGGUGCAAUUAUUUCAAGAUUUAAGUCAGAAGAAGUACUUUACCAGCAGUAUUUUUCAUCAAUCCCUGCCAAGUGGAUUAGUUGUGAUCAUACAUUUAAAGCCACAUCAAACAUUGGAUAUUUACGCGAAAGCGAUAAAAAGUGGGUAAAACUAUUCCAAAGCUUAUUUUGUGUGUUAAAUGAAAAGGGUACAGUGAUACAGUGGAAAUUUACUAAAACAGAAUGUACAUCAGAGCUAGAAAAUGUAUUUUGGCAACUUUCACAACGAUUUACGGCACAAAAUAUAGUUUUAGAUGGAAUCUUCCUGGACAAUUGCUGCAAAUGGACACAAUUCUUGGGCAAAUAUUUCCCUGGUGUUUGUAUCAAGUUGGACAUUUUUCACGCGGUACAACGACUGGUACGGAAAAUACCAAAACGUUCUAAAUAUUCUUCUGACAUGGCUAAAGAAUACGGCUUAGUUUUUCGCCAACCAGUAGACAUUGGAAAAGAAAGGUCUUCACCAUCGCCUCCAGCUGACGUAAUCUUGAGAAACCUACAAAAAUUUUGCCUAAAAUGGGAGUCUAUACAAAGUGCAGCUGGUACGAAUGUUCUGACAAAAGAAAUGCUAAAAGAAAUACGGAACAUUAAGGUUCAUAUCAAUAAGGGCUGUUUAUCGGACAUACCUGUCGGUUGCGGAACAAACAGAAAUGAAAGGCUGCAUCGAGAUUUGAAAAAGAUUGUUGCCACAAAUCGGAUAGGUCUUCCUUUGUUGUACACAAAGAUGUUCAGAAUGCUUUACAGAUUGGCUCAAGAAAAAGAGAAAGAAAUACCAUCCAUUCACGAAAUAAAAGCCCCACUACAAAAAGAAAUGCUUUAA
Paramuricea clavata is the source of this 1715-nucleotide messenger RNA. The record is from the annotation of a GenBank genome assembly. Lineage: Eukaryota; Metazoa; Cnidaria; Anthozoa; Malacalcyonacea; Plexauridae.